Messenger RNA from Hemicordylus capensis (graceful crag lizard), 1251 nucleotides. Its product is annotated as neuferricin. The record is from RefSeq and is a predicted model, not a curated record. NCBI's taxonomy places the organism in Eukaryota, Metazoa, Chordata, Lepidosauria, Squamata, Cordylidae. The transcript is spliced from 3 exons. Gene Ontology annotation, cellular component: membrane; endomembrane system. The coding region runs from base 428 to 1099 and encodes 223 amino acids.
GGCGGCGCUGUAAAAAAGCCAAGUGUUCGCUCUUGGAGGGGUUUACGACACGGCCGCCCCGCGACAGCGACUCCUUUCACGCAGGAGCCGUAAAGCGACCUUCCUUCCACCGCGUCCUAGGAGUUCUGGGCAGAGAACAAAGAGAGGAGCUUCAUUCGGCCGUCCUGAGCAUGCGUCAAGGCUUGUGGGCGGGCUCCGAGGCACAGGAAAAGGUGCGUUGAUCGGCAGGAGAGCGCGUCGCUACAGGCUCAGGCUCCUAGUGGGCACCGCAUCAGCUAGUCAGCGCGGACCACGGGAUACCGGCAGCCAAUGAGCGCAGAGGAGGCCUACCACGUGACGCCCUCAGAGGCGGCCCACCUGCGACAUCUUGACUGCGGGAGGAAGGCGUCGCCACGCCCCUCCCGAGAGGUCCAAGGCACGCCCGCUCAUGCGGCGGUGGAGGGGAGCGCUGGCCGGCUUGGCGCUGGGCUGCGCGGCCGCCUGGUUCUGGAGUGGCAGGUUCGAUUCCCGGGUGUGGCUCCUGGGGCAGGAGGAGGGCGCGGAGCUGGUGCUGAGCCUCGCCGAGCUAGGGCGUUACACCGGGGCGGAAAACAGCGCUGGACUGUACCUGGCGGUGUUGGGACAAGUCUUCGAUGUGCAGAGGGGGCGCCAGCAUUAUGGGCCUGGGGGCGCCUACAGCUUCUUCUCAGGCAAAGUGGCCGGACGAUUCUACGACGAGAAUGGAGCGGCCACCGCCCUCCUGAAGCAAGCCCAAGCCCUCAUCCAAGAGGGGCAGCAUCUCCAGGCCCAGGAGGAGGAGGAGAAGCACCAUUGGCCUCCAUGCAACGCCGAAUGGAGUGCCCGCAGUGGAAGCAGGGUUUUGUGCUCCAAGCAGAGUGGGGGCAUCUCCCAAGAGUGGACCGGCGUCCCCCGGAAACUCUACGAGCCCGGCUCCUCUCACAGCCGCUGCGUGUGCGUGAGAACAGAAGCGCCUUCUUCAGGGCCACCACAGUCCCGCCCGGACGAGAGGGGAGACCUGGACAACCCCAAUCUGCAGGAAUACGAAGGGUGCCACCCACAGGCUGACUGGUGUGCUUUGAAAGAUUACAGCCCGGCAUGAGGAUGUGCAAGUUCCUUCUCUCCUCCCCUUCCCACUCCCCCCAAAAGACAAGACGGUCACCAUCCCAUUCAGUUAACGCUACUGCUCCGUCACAUAAGCAUCUAAACACUUGCGAAAAUACCAUCACAUUUAUAGUAAAUAUGGACCCAGAA